AUGCCGCCCAAGAGGAAAGCUUUUGCUAACCAUGCACAGAGCAAAAGCAACAAGGCAUCACGCCUUGCUCACGAUGACAACGUGGACGAUGACGAUAUCAUGGCAAUCCAAGAGCACGAGACUGCUCCUUCAUUGGCGGCGAUGCCUCCCCCACCUAUCCCGUCUGAGCCCGUGGCUCCAAUCUUGCAAUCCUACACAUACGCCUCACCAAUCCCAUCCGAAUGCAGCAAGAUUGACCCUUGCAACCCCAGCAUCAAAGUGCCCUGCGUUUUGGGUGUCGACGAAGCAGGUCGAGGUCCCGUGCUUGGCCCUCUGGUGUACGGUAUCGCCUACUGUCCCGUAUCUUACCAAGACGAUCUCAAACAAAUAGGUUUCGCAGAUUCUAAAGCGCUUACCGCCGAACGUAGAGAUUCUCUGCUCUCGGCUCUCAUCGACCAGAACUCUCACCUUGGAUGGGCAGUUCGCGUCAUGUCACCCCAAGACAUUUCUGCCGGCAUGCUUCGUCGUCGACCCAUCAACCUCAAUGCACAGUCCAGUCAAGCCACUGUUUCGCUCAUUGCCGGCGUGCUCGAGAGUGGCGUCGAUCUCACCGAGAUCUACGUGGAUACCGUCGGAGAUCCAAAGAGCUACUCGAAGCUGUUGAGCUCGUAUUUCCCAAGGCAUUCGCAUAUAAAGUGGACAGUGACGAGCAAAGCAGAUGCCAUCUAUCCCAUCGUAGGUGCCGCCAGUAUCGCAGCCAAAGUGACCAGAGACCGCUGCGUUGACGCAUGGAGGUACGCCGAGCAGCAACAGCAAAGACUGCCUGCGCUGCCCACUGACGCCGCUAAACCUCAUCAGGCCAAAGUGUUGGUCGACGCCACCAACCAGCCAUCUUGCUCCCCUGACGCGUCCAACGAAUCCAAGAAACCCAACGCAGAAUCCCCAUCUCAGCCCGAUCUGGCGCUCUCCAGCGACACUGACCAUGUGUGGUCCAACUUGGGCGCGCUCGGCAGCGGCUAUCCAGCGGAUCCCAACACGGUCGCCUUUCUCAAACGCACUCUCGAUCCCGUGUUCGGUUGGCCUGGCUUGGUGCGCUUCAGUUGGGCCACUGCAAAAACCAUGCUAGAAGAAAAAGUCAAGCCUGUCACUGCCCACUCUGCCAAAUCUGUCCUCCAGGCCGCGCUUCCACCUUUAAGCCGAGGUAAGCGUCUCACGCGCUCGCUUUCGAGCACUUGCUCUCUCGCCUCUGACAUUUCUGCAGCGACGCCCGACUCGCAACCCCAAACCUCGCAAUUCGUCACAUCACCAACGCGUGCGGUCAGCAUCUACGGCACAAUUCUUCCACAACCUGCCAUCCCGGGUGGCAUGGCAACUCGAGGCUACAAGGUGAAAUGGAUCGACGAGCCUGUCUCCAUCUCGAAAUUCUUCGCUUCCACCAGCGGUGGUGCCAAAAAGGCAAACGCCGCCGCCACUGCUGCAUCAUCUGCAACAGCAGUAACGCAGCAGGACGAUGCGUUCAAAGUAUCGCCUUUGCAAACCGCUGUCAAUGCCUGGUUGAAAACCGAAGCGCAGAAAGCUACCGCUACCGCUGCGCAUCGUGGUCAAGUUCAGAUCAACGUGACCAGGCUCACCAAGGAUUUGGGCUUGGUCGGCGCAAACGCAUGUUUCUGCCUCUAA
Molecule: messenger RNA, 1656 nt
Organism: Mycosarcoma maydis (corn smut)
Lineage: Eukaryota; Fungi; Basidiomycota; Ustilaginomycetes; Ustilaginales
Product: ribonuclease H2 catalytic subunit RNH201
Exons: 1
Coding region: 1-1656 (551 amino acids)
Biological process (GO): DNA replication, removal of RNA primer; mismatch repair
Cellular component (GO): ribonuclease H2 complex
Molecular function (GO): RNA binding; RNA-DNA hybrid ribonuclease activity
Source: RefSeq, a predicted model, not a curated record